AAAUCACUUGUGGACAAAAAAAUUUUCUUCACUAAUAAUUGUUUAAAAACUUAUCCAACAUCAACAUAAAUUGCCUGUCUCCUCAUAUUCCAUAUAAGCAAAUGCAACACUAAAUGUAGACUCGGUUGAUGUCAUUCCAUCACUUACACCAAUACAAUUUCGAUUCACCUCCAUUUACUCCCCCUCAUCUUCACACGCUUCAACAAGCCCCAUCUCAAAACAUUCCCCAUUCUAUUGAUUCUGUGUGCAUUUCGAUUUUUCUUUUUUCAUCUAAGAGAAUUGGACUGUGGGCUGUGGCCAUUAUCCAGUGUACUUAAGGUUUUUUUCCAAUUGAGAGAUGAAAAUAUGCUGUUGAUUUCAUUGUUUGCGCCGCUGCACUCUCACACGUGAAUUCAUUUAUUUCACGCCAAUCAAUUCUUGCGAAAUAUUACUAUAAUGCAACUGUUUUGCAGCUCCUGAUUCUAUUACACAAACGAUGAUUCAUGUUCAAAUAGCUAAACACUUACUAAAACCCUUAACCCUCUUCUUCUCAUCUUUUUCUUCAUCAUCAGAACAACAACAAAUUGCUGUAACUUCCGCAGUUUCAAUCCUCACCAACCAACGUUCCAAAUCCCGCUGGAACACUCUCCAUUCCCUCUACCCAAACGGCUUCAACCCAACCGAUUUCUCCCAAAUCACUCUCCACCUCAACAACAAACCCCACCUCGCACUUCACUUCUACCAAUGGACCAAAUCCAAAUCCCUCUGUCACCACAACCUUUCCUCCUACUCCACCAUCAUUCACAUCCUCGCACGUGGCCGCCUCUACUCACACGCUUACAACACCAUCAGAACCGCUCUUCUCAGCCCCGAGACGCCGGUGAAGCUUUUCGAGAUUCUUGUCAAUUCUUAUCGAGAUUGUGGUUCUGCUCCUUUUGUUUUUGAUUUGUUGAUUGAAGCGUGUUUGCAGUCUAGAAAAAUCGAACCUUCCGUUGAAAUUACUAGAAUGUUACUCUCCCGUGGGAUUAGCCCCAAGGUUAUGACUUUGAAUUCUUUAGUUUCUAGGGUUUGUGGAAAAUUGGGGGUGGAUGUAGGGUAUGAGAUUUACCGGGAGUUUUUUAGGUUAGAUGAAGAAAAAUAUGAUUUUUCGAAAAGGGGUUUUAGAGUUGUUAACCCUAAUGUGCAUACUUUUAAUACAUUGAUGUUGUGUUGUUAUCAAAAUGGUUUGAUGGAGAAGGUUGAGGAAAUUUGGGGUGAAAUGUGUGAAAUGAAUUGUGAUCCUAAUGCUUAUAGUUAUAGUUUAUUGAUGACUGCGUUUUGUGAGGGAGGGAGGAUGGGAGAUUGUGAAAAGAUGUGGAAGGAAAUGAGGAAGAAGGAAAUUGAGCCUGAUGUGGUUAGUUAUAAUACCAUAAUUGGUGGGUUUUGUAAGAUUGGUGAUGUUGGAAAAGCCGAGGAGUUUUUCAGAGACAUGGGAUUGGUUGGUAUUGAUGCAACGGUUUCGACUUAUGAGAAUCUUGUUAAGGGGUAUUGUAAUGUUGACGAUGUUGAUUCAGCUGUUCUUGUUUAUAAGGAUAUGUGCAGGAAGGAUUUUAGACCUGAUGCAUUAACUGUUGAUAUGGUGGUUAGGUUACUUUGUGAUAGAGGUAGGGUUGAAGAAGCUAUGGAGUUUUUCAAGAGUGGAGUUGGUAAGUUUGGUUUGGUUCCAAAGGAGAAGAGUUACGAGGCCUUGAUUAAGGGGUUGUGUUUCGAGGGGAAGAUGGGAGAUGCUUUGAAGCUUCAGGCAGAGAUGGUAGGAAAAGGGUUUGAACCGAAUUUGAAUAUAUAUGAAGGUUUUAUUGAUGGGUAUAUUAGGCAAGGGAACAAGGAAAUGGCAGAAGCUUUGAGGAAAGAAAUGGUGCAAACUCAUGCAGAGCUAACAGAUUAAUUACUUUUUGUUUGCUAACUAUAAAAUCCGAAAUCUGUAUACUAGUCUGUUUUCUUGUUUCCUUGGACUCAUUCAUAAUAGCAGAUUGAACAUGAAUCUGGUACUGGUAGGCUUUUUAUGAAUUCCUGUUCUUGGUGUAUCUGAUACAUGGUAACUUUGUGCGAGAAACAGAAUCAAACAGGUCAAUCUGAUAAUAAUGUCGAACAGAACUGAACAGAUCAAUCAAAAAUGUCGAACUCCAUGGACCAAUUUUGUAUUACAAAUGCAUGUGAGUUUUUAAGUCAUACAUCACUAAUAAACUAGGAUUGUCUCAUGUAAAAUAUGGAAAAGUAUUGCAGAAUAAACAAUGCUUAAUCUAAUAUUUUUACAGGGGAAUUAAAUGAGAAUCACAGAGAGGGCAACAGAUAAAGAUAAAGGUUAAAAAGAGAGGAUGCCAAGGAGUGAAACCAUGACACAAAGGCCAAAGCUGCAGAUAUCCUGUACCUGCAGCAAAGCUUUAUAGGACAAAAAGAUCCUUGAGAAUUAAGCAAGAGAUCUACAACACUAGCUGUUGAGGAAGCUGCUGCUAGUGUGAGUGUUGAUAAAAUCUGCAGCAAAUAAACUCAAGUUACCUACAGAUGGUUGGUUGCCGGUAUCGGUCGCGGCCAAUUCAAACAUGCACUUAAAAAACUUAAUAGAUUAGUGAGAAAGUUAAGUAUAUACCCAAAGCUAAUGUGAAACUACCAAGGCUAAGUGCAAAAGUUUGGUCUGGUUAUACCUUGGAGUUUCACAUUAGCUUUAGUAGAUGGAGUUUCACAUUAUCUUGGAGUUCUAGACUACAAACAAGCAUAUUGAUUUGUUGUUGUUCUGAUGAAGAAGAAAAAGAUGAGAAGAAGAGGGUUAAGGGUUUUAGUAAGUGUUUAGCUAUUUGAACAUGAAUCAUCGUUUGUGUAAUAGAAUCAGGAGCUGCAAAACAGUUGCAUUAUAGUAAUAUUUGGCAAGAAUCGAGAAGCAACAAGAACAAACGACACGGUAGUACUACUUCAAUCUGGACUAGCUGUAAUAUUUUGUGCUGCUGUGCUCUUUGAGACGCCGCCGUAGUAUUUUGCGCUGCUUCACGUGUGCUUCGACCUUAAGAGGUUUGGAUCAGGAACAAUGGCUGGGAAGGUGGCGAAGGCAGCUUACGAUCCAAAGAUGAGGAGGCUUCUUCGAGAGUACACACAAGUUUUGGUGGUUUCAGCCGAUAAUGUUGGAUCAAACCAGCUUCAGGGUAUAAGAAGGUCACUGCACGAAGAUUCAGUGGUAGUAAUGGGGAAGAAUUCAUUGAUGAAACGCUCUAUCAUCCAAGAAGCGGAGAAAACUGGGAACAACAACGCUUUCCUUAAUCUCGUUCCACUCCUUGUGGGGAAUGUUACGUUGAUUUUUACGAAAGGUGACUGAAGGGAUGUUAGUGAGCGAAUUGCCAAGCUCAAGAUUGUUAAUCCUAUUCUCAUGUGCCCCAAGUACAUGUCAUAUGACUCGUACAAAACUUGUUCAUAUAUGCAAACCGGACAAUUGCCUUUGGGCCUCACAUGUUGUAACCAACAAUCUUCUCAAGCUUCCGAGCCUUUUCUCGUAAGCUCAAAAUUCUCGCCUCCUCAUCAUUGUUAUUUGAUGAGAUCAAGACAGUUCUUGGCGACAAGUAUAUGGUCUCCUUUUCUCCUUUUGGCUGGUAAUCUGUGAUGCAGAUGGAAGAUUUUGAUUUUGAUCCCAUGAUUUCUAAUUCCAUUAAGGGAUGCCUAUCACAAUAUUCAUCUUCUCCCCUCAAACUUUUUAUAAUUAAAUUCUUAUUUUUUUUAGGGAAUGAUGGAGAAUGGAAAUGACAUUGUUUAGGAAUUCUUUAUAAGUUUUAUCCAAUGUUUAAAUAAUGAUAGAAUAUGUAUGUCAGUGGGAAUUUGAUGCCCUCGUGUUUAUUGUUUCACAAAAAUAUAUUGUUUUAAUCUAGCUUUUGGCUUUAGCUUUGAUCUGUAUGCCAUUUUCA
This is a messenger RNA of Vicia villosa (hairy vetch), 3902 nucleotides long. Its product is annotated as pentatricopeptide repeat-containing protein At2g15980-like. Bases 476 to 1903 code for a protein of 475 amino acids. Gene Ontology annotation, molecular function: protein binding. The transcript has 4 exons. Lineage: Eukaryota; Viridiplantae; Streptophyta; Magnoliopsida; Fabales; Fabaceae. The record is from RefSeq and is a predicted model, not a curated record.